GGCCGAGGCCCGGCGGGGGGAGGCCGGCAGGCUGUGAGGGAAGGAGGCCGGCUCGGUGUGAGGCGGCGGGGCCGGAAGGCGCUGCCCUGCCCGCAUGGCCGCGGGUGGCACCGCGGAGCUGUGCAGCGUCGAGCGCGGCCCCGGGGCCUCGCAGCGCCGCGGCAUGAGGAGGGACGGCGCCGGGGACCCCUUCUGGCCCAGGCCCACGUGCCGCGUGUGGAUGGCGAUGCUGCUGCUGGGGACGUGCCUGCUGUACUGCGCCCGCGUCACCGUGCCCAUCUGCGCCGUCGCCCUGAGCGCUCACUUCGGCUGGGACAAGAAGCAGUCGGGCGUCGUGCUCAGCAGUUUCUUCUGGGGCUACUGCUUGACGCAGAUCAUCGGAGGACAUAUCAGUGACCAAAUAGGAGGAGAGAAAGUCCUCCUCCUCUCAGCGUCAGCCUGGGGCUUCCUGACAGUCAUCACCCCGCUGCUCAUGCACAUCUCUUCUGCCCAUCUCAUCUUCAUGACCUGCUCCAGGUUCCUCAUGGGGCUGCUGCAAGGGGUCUACUUCCCAUCGCUGGCCAGCCUGCUGUCCCAGAGGGUCCGGGAGAGCGAGCGAGCCUUCACCUACAGCACGGUGGGGACCGGCUCGCAGUUCGGGACGCUGGUGAUCGGUGGUGCAGGAUCUCUGCUCCUGGACUGGUACGGCUGGGAGAGCGUCUUCUACUUCUCUGGUUUGCUCACGCUGCUCUGGGUUUACUGCACCUGCAAGUACCUGCUGACGGAGAAAGAACUCACCAUCCCCAUAGAAUAUUUAACGAGAGGCCUCUCGAUGUCCAAGCAGAGCAAAGUGCCCUGGAAGCAGCUGUUUACGAAGGCACCCAUAUGGGCUGUCAUCAUCGCUCAGCUUUCUACAUCCAGCACGUUUUUCACUCUCCUCUCCUGGCUGCCAACUUUCUUUAAGGAAACUUUCCCCGAGUCAAAGGGUUGGGUGUUUAACGUAGUCCCCUGGCUGGUUGCAAUUCCAACAGGCUUGUUCAGUGGAUUUCUGUCUGAUCAUUUAAUUAACCAGGGGUACAAGACCAUCACCGUUCGUAAGUUCAUGCAGGUCAUCGGCUCCGGCGUCUCCAGCAUUUUUGCUCUGUGUUUGGGCCAGACAUCCAGCUUUUGCAAAGCCAUAGUGUUCGCCUCGGCCUCGGUCGGACUCCAGACCUUUAACCACAGUGGUAUUUCAGUAAACGUGCAAGAUUUGGCCCCCUCCUGCGCUGGCUUGCUGUUCGGUGUUGGAAAUACAGGUGGAGCCCUCCUAGGAGUCAUCUGUGUGUACUUAGCUGGCUACCUGAUCGAAACGACGGGCUCCUGGACUUCUGUCUUCAACCUGGUGGCUGCUGUCAACAGCAUCGGGCUCUGUGCAUUCCUGGUGUUUGGGGAGGCCCAGCGCGUGGACACGGACUCCGCGUACAUUGACCUGUAGAGAGGAGUCCAGCGAGCAGAGGAAGGAUAGGGGAGCAUCACGUCUAUGUGUCAUUGUUGCACAAGUGCCAAAGAAUAUUAUUUUUUGUAGGUAUUUAACAAAAAAUACUGAGACCAAGUACUUAGCGGGUCUGAAUGAAUCCCGCAGCAGAAAAGACUUCUAGAGUUUAUUUUUUGUGCUCAGGGCAUGGCUGAUGGCCUGUAGAGCCAUCCAGCUCAACGUCUCCAGUGAGAUUUUGGCCUUGGUUUGCCCCAGUCCGUUUCCAGUGGACAAACACCCAGGUGGGCUGCCCUGCUCGGUGGGGCUGCAGUUUGCACUCCCAGCUUAUCGAUGGAGCUGCUUUGCCGUGCGGAGCGUCGCUCCCUCCAUGCUCUGCCUCCCUGUGAUCGCGUGGAGGACUGCCAGCUCGUGGACCACCACUCAACACAUUUUGUCUGAACUAAAAGAAAGGAAGAACCCCAAAGAACGUACCUCUGACCUUAACCGUCCCUCGCGUGCCUUCAUUUUACAGCCCGGGUGCACAAGGGAAUGGGUUGUGAGACGAAUCCAAGCCUUCCCUUUGCGGCACGCGAGGGUUUCUGGCUGGGUGCCUGCUGUGCACCUUGGGCAGGAGGUUGCAUCCGUUCUGCAGACCACACCAGACUGCUCACAGCAGCCCAAGGGCUCCCUCCGUGCCCUGGCUGCUCUGCUCCGUGUCCGAGCCUGGCAGGACAUGGGACAGCCGCGCGGUGUGGGUGCAGCCCAGCAGUCCUCUGGGACCCCUUUUGCUGUGAAUGUAGAGGAAGGAUAGGUCAUGCUCAGUGCUACGGGUCCGUGCUCCCAAACGCUCUCUGCUCCAUCAGACGUGUCCUUCACGUGCUCUCAGAGGGGUGUAGGAGACUUUCCAAAGAGCCUGCAGUGGGCACGUUUUGUUUCUACUUCAAGCAUAAAGUGAAUUUCUGCAUUGGGGACCCAUAGUACUGGGUGUGGAUCCGUGCUGUUCCCCAUGUCUAGGGGAAAUACGUGUCUGUUCACACCUCUGAGCCUGAAUGUCUUAAGUUAUUUAUAAAUAUUUUUAAAUUUAACUACCAAAUUCUAUAUUUUAUGUACUUGAGGCCUGAUUCUGCAUGCUUAUUUUCUGUGGUACUCCCACCGAAACCCACAGUAUUUCCAGAGGGGAAGGAUUUACCAGCCUACAGUUUCUGGUUUUGUGGGCUCUAUUUUAAACGUGACAUUUAAUAUUAAAGUAAGUCGUUGUUUUUCCUCCCACCCCUUGCUUGCAGCCCAAGUUUUGGAGCUGAGAACAAUUCAGUGCUGCUCGGUUAGUGAGGAGGGCACAGCCAGCAUCACGGCUUUGGCUUUACAGCUGCUGAAACUGUACUCACAGAGCAGGAAAGCUAUAGAUUCUGAUUCACUGUCCCUAAAAAAAAACCAAAAAUCCUGCUUUUCCUUUUGUUUGGGCCAGAUUUCUUGGAAGAGACCUUGCUGUUUCUGAAUAGAUGGGCUGAUAAUGAAAAUACUUAACUGCAGAGACGGUAAUGGGUGCCGCUAAGCUGAGCUGAGCUAGUUAUUGGGGGUAUUAAGAGAUAAAGAUACAGCUGCCUGGUGUCUUCUCGAGGGAAGAUAGCAUCGUUGUGGUCUAAGCUGGGGCCAGAGAGAUGAGUACUUUUUUCUUCUUCUUUGCUUUUUUCCCUAAAAGGCCGUUUGCUGCCAUGGGUCCAGCCCUGUGGCUGGGGUGCUGCAGAGCCAGGACCCGGAUGCUGCUGUGAAGCUUCUUAAAAUCAACAGGUAACAGGGGAGGGCAAAUGGAGCCCAGGCUGGCCAGCCAGGCAUCUCUGCCAGCCCUGUCCCUCCUCCUAGCUGAGCAGCUUGCUUGCACGUCCUUUCAUAUAGCAACACAGAAAAAAAAAUGUUUUUUUUUGUUUUUUUUUAAACGUCUUGGCCAUUCAGUGGUGCAACUCAGGAGAACAAGGAGUGUAUUCCGGUUCUUUUUUCUGCUUACACCGUUUCUUGUGGAAGAGUUGAAUUCGGUUUAAAUCACUCAUGUUCAGAUGAGGCAGCUGGGCCACCUCUUGGAUCUGCAGGCUGGGAGAUGUGGAACUGAGAUCAUCAAAGGAAAGUCCCAGGUGAUCAAACCGAUGAUGCUGGCUGUGCCUUCCUUGUACAACAGCUAGCGCUCUGGUGGGUUGUCUGCAUUAUCCAUUUCUGUAAACUGGCCAAGAAGUUGUAGAUCUGAGGCUCAGGUUUCAUUACGUUCAUACAUCUUCAGCAGAGUAUUGAAACCCUUUUGCAUAUCUGUACGGUUAUUAGUUUAAGCAGCCUUGCCAAAGCUUGCUGUCAGAGUUUUUUUUGUUAUGGAAGGACCUGAAAAAUAAAGGCAGCAAAUCAUUUGCA
This is a messenger RNA of Cygnus olor (mute swan), 3826 nucleotides long. It is a transcript of the gene SLC17A9, whose product is annotated as solute carrier family 17 member 9. Gene Ontology annotation, molecular function: transmembrane transporter activity. Gene Ontology annotation, biological process: transmembrane transport. The transcript is spliced from 13 exons. Gene Ontology annotation, cellular component: membrane. Lineage: Eukaryota; Metazoa; Chordata; Aves; Anseriformes; Anatidae. The coding region runs from base 95 to 1453 and encodes 452 amino acids. The record is from RefSeq and is a predicted model, not a curated record.